UUUUCAUAGUUUUUGCUUAGCCUCGCCAGUGAGUGUCGCCGUUUUCGUUAAAGGUUAAGCCUUUCGAUUUCGCCUACGACCUGAUCUGCUGCAAAAGAAAAACCUGCAGGCCCGUCUUCCGUCAGAACUGUGAGACUUGUUUUAGAUUGCUGUACCGUCGUUGAUUGUCUGGACCCAAACGUUUCCUCAGUUCGCUGUUGUAAUCAACAUGAGGCAGCUUUUACUUCCACUGGCAUUUAUAGGAUUGGACUUAUUGGCCACACAUUUCCUGAGACUUGUAUUGCUUUGGGUUCCGGUACCUCUGCUUCAGCAUCCCCUUUGUAAUAUAUGGCUGACAUCUCUUCUCCGUGGGACACUGUUUACUCUGGCCUUCAUUCACAUAUUCCAAAGGCUACAAGACUGCCCAGCUUGGCUUCAGAAGCAGGAUGCUCUUCAAGCAUGGAUGGUCUUAUGCUUGAUACCACCCAGUUAUGCCACUUUCAAAAUGCUCUGUUAUGUCUCAAACAAUGAAGUGCUUUGGGGCUGGUACUCACUGAAAUGGUUAGCUCUAGCAUAUGUUACUACAUCACUUACAGUUGUGUUGUGGAAGAGAUAUGCCCCUCAUUCCAAUGGUGGAGUUGAAAAGAAAACAGGCACUUCAUUGACAAGGCUGUUGUCUUAUAUGGUGCCUGACAUCAGGAGGUUUGUAGUAGUAAUCUUCUUCGUGGUCAUUUCAUCUCUUGGUGAAAUGGCAAUUCCAUACUACACAGGUCGUAUGACAGACUGGAUCAUGAGUGAGGAAAAUCCUGAUGCAUUUUUCAGUGCCAUUACAGCUAUGACGCUUAUCACUGUUAUGAGUGCUGUGUCAGAAUUUGUGUGUGAUCUUAUCUACAAUGUAACCAUGAGUAAGAUCCACAUGCGGAUCCAGAGUCUGGUCUUCCGGUCUGUCCUGCGUCAGGAAAUUGCCUUCUUUGAUACAGCUUCCACUGGUGAUAUAACAUCUAGGAUUACAACUGACACCAACACAAUGAGUGAGUCUCUAAGUGAGAAGCUAAGCCUACUAAUGUGGUACUUCAUGCGGGUUGUGUGCUUGUCGGGUUUUAUGCUCAGUCUGUCAUGGAAACUCUCACUGUUCACUGCAAUCGGUCUACCCAUCAUCUGGAUCAUUCCUGAGUACUCAGGGAAAUUUUACCAGAAACUAUCUGUGAAAGUGCAGACGUCACUGGCAGAAGCUAAUAAAGUAGCGACAGAAGUGUUCUCAUGCAUAAAGACUGUGCGCAGCUUUGCCAAUGAGGAUGGUGAAGCAAAACGAUAUAGUGACAUGCUGGAAGAGACAUACAAGUUGAACAAGAUUGAAGCAGUAGCCUAUGCUGUUUCCACAUGGACAAACAGUCUAUCCAGCUUGGCACUUAAAGUAUGCAUCUUAUACUAUGGAGCUAAGCUUGUGACAUCAGAUGAUGUCAGCAGUGGAGACUUGGUUGCAUUUAUACUGUAUGAACUCCAGUUCACUUCUGCUAUUGAGGUGUUGAUUUCUUAUUACCCCCAUGUAAAGAAAGCAGUUGGGGCUUCAGAGAAAAUUUUUGAGUACAUGGAUCGAAAACCUGCUAUGACUACUCCAGGCACGCUUGCUCCUAAUUCUUUGAAAGGUCACAUUUCAUUCAAAAAUGUCAGUUUUGCCUAUCCAGGAAGACCUGAUACAAUGGUACUGAAGGAUGUAUCCCUGGAACUAAACCCUGGUGAAAUUACAGCACUUGUUGGGCCUUCAGGGAGUGGAAAGACAACAUGCAUUUCUUUGCUAGAGCGGUUUUAUGAGCCACAGACUGGAAAAAUUCUGUUGGAUGGAGUUUCUAUUCAGGAAUAUGAGCAUAAGUAUUUACAUAGGAAGCUUGCACUGGUGAGCCAGGAACCAAUGCUUUUUGCACGUUCCGUGGAGGAAAAUAUUGCAUAUGGCAUAGAAAACCCAUGCCUAGAAGAUGUGAAAAAUGCUGCAAAACUCGCAAAUGCUCAUGAAUUUGUAUGCGGACUAAAGGAGGGAUACAAUACAGAUGCUGGAGAGAAAGGGGGGCAGCUCUCUGGAGGACAAAAGCAACGUGUAGCCAUUGCCAGAGCUCUGCUUCGAGAUCCAAGUGUACUUAUUCUGGAUGACGCUACCAGUUCUCUGGACACAGAAAGUGAACACCUGGUGCAGUCAGCCAUCUUCAAUAGAAAACUAAAGUGCUCUAUUCUUGUGAUCGCUCAUAGACUGAGCACAGUGGAGAAAGCGGAUAGAAUCAUUGUGCUUGAGGAUGGCAGGGUGGUGGAACAAGGAACGCACAAAGAUUUGCUGCAACAGCAAGGCACAUAUUAUCUGCUCAUCCAGAAGAUGAUGAAAGGUUUUGACCGCAACGGCAACCAGGAGUCCGAGUGUGAAUAGAAAUUCACACAAAUAACUGGAAAAGUACUCAAGAUUAGGCUUGGACUAAAUUCUGCUUACAUAAAAAAAGACCUUACCUUUGAUCAAGCACACAGAAGAAGGCAUUUCAUCACAGUAUUGUGGUGUAGAAGUGAGAAAACAAGUUCUGUGCUUAUUUUAAUUUUAUGUUAUGGGAUAAAGUUGGAAAAAUAAUUUCAGUGUGAAGUUACAUGUAAAUAUUUGGCACCUAAGGUGUAAUUUAAAAAUGACUCCAGCACUGUAAAAAUAAUAGUAUUAACAAAGAGCACAAGUUUGGUUAUUUAUGAAAGCAUUAAUGUUGGUUACUCCAAAUUUUAAACUGUUUAUCACUGUAGAUCUCUUUUCCAGUUUAAAACUCAGUUUCCUUGUAUAUUUCUAGUUUUCUACCCCAUUUAGUCACCAAAUGGAAAAUUAAAAUUGAAUGUUUUUCUUUUGGUCAGA
Molecule: messenger RNA, 2851 nt
Organism: Erpetoichthys calabaricus (reedfish)
Lineage: Eukaryota; Metazoa; Chordata; Cladistia; Polypteriformes; Polypteridae
Gene: tap1
Product: transporter 1, ATP-binding cassette, sub-family B (MDR/TAP)
Exons: 12
Coding region: 209-2392 (727 amino acids)
Biological process (GO): transmembrane transport
Cellular component (GO): membrane
Molecular function (GO): ATP hydrolysis activity; ATP binding; ABC-type oligopeptide transporter activity
Source: RefSeq, a predicted model, not a curated record